This is a messenger RNA of Ruditapes philippinarum (Manila clam), 1273 nucleotides long. RefSeq names its product ADP-ribosyl cyclase/cyclic ADP-ribose hydrolase-like. Gene Ontology annotation, molecular function: NAD+ nucleosidase activity; phosphorus-oxygen lyase activity. The transcript is spliced from 8 exons. The record is from RefSeq and is a predicted model, not a curated record. Lineage: Eukaryota; Metazoa; Mollusca; Bivalvia; Venerida; Veneridae. Gene Ontology annotation, biological process: positive regulation of B cell proliferation. The coding region runs from base 178 to 1116 and encodes 312 amino acids. Gene Ontology annotation, cellular component: plasma membrane.
AUAAAAGUAUUGGAAAAGUAUACUUUCGCAUUACUCAUUUUAAAAUGAUAACAAUUUGAGUUGAAUCUACAUAUGUAAAUAACCACUCUGAACGACACAAGUAUCUUAUACAUGUAUAUAUGGACCUACUUUUUUAAUGAUGAUAACUUUCGUUGAAGAACGACAGCAUAGAAAAAGAUGGUGAGCGUUCGUUUAAGGUCCGGUGAAAGUGUGGUAUUCCUAGCGAUUGUGUGCUUCUUACAGAUUGAAAAUGUCUUUUCUUCACCAGGCUCGACUCUAAACAUCAAGAAUAUUUUUAUAGGAAGGUGCUUUGAAUAUGAGGAACUUACAAAAGGAACAUUAAUCGAACCAGUAAAAGUAAACUGCACACAAUUAUGGACACUAUUUUCGAGAGCAUGGACCUACAAAGAUCCGCAGUCAAUUGUUUUAUCCGACUAUGAGACAUUUUUAGAGGCCGCCAAACAAACCAACCUUCCCGAAGAUAAGAUAUUGCUCUGGUCCGGUACCUAUGGUAUUGCUCAUGAAUAUUCAAAUCAAAGAAAGCGUUACGUCACACUAGAAGACUCGUUGAUUGGUUAUUUAGUGAAUGGACUCACGUGGUGUGGGAUGGUUUGUACGGAAUGUGACGGGAUAAAUUAUGAACAGUGUCCGGACGGUCCCGACUUGCCGAGAGAGGCACACCAAGCAUUUUGGGGCGGUGCUUCAAGAACGUUCGCAAAAUCAGCGUCCGGAGUGGUGAGAUUAAUCUUAACAGGGACAAAUAAAGACCGCCCUGCGUACAACAGUGAAAGUUUCUUCGGCCAGUUUGAGCUGCCUUCGUUUGAUACAGAGGUCAAGCUGCAGGUCAUACUUGUGAACUUCCUAGACAAAAUACCACUGGAACACUGUGACACGGGCUCUCUGGUGAAGCUUCGAGAGGACGUCGAAACGAGAGGACUAUCUUACAGCUGUACCGAGAACCCAUUGGACAUUUUACAUUUGAUGUGUGUCGGAGAUCCGUCUGCUACAAAAUGUGAACUAGGCAGACUUCUAGAAGCUGGAAAAUCAAAAUCUGAUUUGUCUGAUAUUCUAUCCGGUCGCUUGCAACAAAGAACCAAAAUAACAUCAGUUUCAUAGUACAUGAUCCAAAGUUAUAUAGAAAAAAGUAACCUCAGAAGUAUUAUGUAUGGUGCAGUAUGGGUGUAAUACUGCACAUUUGUAACGUCAAUUUAUAUUGGUUAAUUUUGAUGUUUAUAUGCUGCUGUCAAUUAAUAAAGAAAUUUCAUUUUUUCUA